This is a messenger RNA of Caenorhabditis angaria, 3145 nucleotides long. The record is from the annotation of a GenBank genome assembly. Lineage: Eukaryota; Metazoa; Nematoda; Chromadorea; Rhabditida; Rhabditidae.
AUGUCAUCAAGAAAACGCGGAAUGACACCCCCAAGAGAUGCUGUUCGCCGGAAAAGAUCUUUGGAAGAAGCAGAUGCGAUUGAAGUUGUCUGUCGAUUAUGCCCGUAUAAUGGAAAUACUCCAAGUUUAAUUGCAAUCGAUGAAACAACAGUUCAAACUGUUUUGCCACCAGCAAUUUAUCGGAGAGACGGAGCACCAAAUGUAGGUUUUAUAGUGGUUUUUUGAAGUACACAGAAAUAAUUAAUAUAUUUCAGGUCGAAAAAAUCUUCAGUUUUGGUCGCGUUUUCUCUGAAAAUGAUGGUCAACCAACAGUUUUUGAGAGAACUUCCAUAGAUCUCAUUUUGAAUCUUCUUCGUGGUCAAAAUUCACUUCUUUUCACAUAUGGAGUUACUGGGAGUGGAAAAACUUAUACAAUGACUGGAAAACCAACCGAGAAUGAUACUGGAUUGCUGCCGAGAACAUUGGAUGUUAUUUUUAAUAGCAUUGCAAAUCAAUUGGAAAAAUGUGUAUUUUAUCCAGUUGCUUUGAAUAGUUUCGAAAUUCGAAGUACUUUAGAUGCACAUUUGAAAAGAAGACAAUUGGAAAAUGAUAAAUUUCAUAUGUCUCGAGAAAUGAUAAGUGAUCGAUUCCACGAAGGUAUCAAAAUUGGGGGAUUCAAUGAGGAUUAUGUUUGUGCUGUAUUUGUUAGCUACGUCGAAAUUUACAAUAAUUAUUGUUAUGAUCUUUUGGAAGAAGCUAAAAAUGGAUCAUUGACAAAACGAGAAUUGAGACAUGAUAGAAAUCAACAAGUUUAUGUGGAUGGAGCAAAAGAUAUUGAAGUAUCAUCAAGUGAAGAAGCUUUGGAAGUUUUUUGUUUGGGAGAAGAAAGAAGACGAGUUAGCUCAACUUUGUUAAACAAAGAUUCAUCUCGAUCACAUUCUGUAUUCACAAUUAAACUUGUUAUGGCUCCAAGAUCUUAUGAAUCACAAACAGUUGCUCCAGUUAAAGAUUCUGCUCAAAUUGUUGUUUCUCAAUUAUGUUUAGUUGAUUUGGCUGGAAGUGAAAGAGCAAAAAGAACACAAAAUGUUGGAGAUCGAUUGGCUGAAGCAAAUAGUAUUAAUCAAAGUCUUAUGGUUUUAAGACAAUGUAUUGAUGUUUUGAGAAGAAAUCAGAAAACAGUUCAAACAUUUCCUGAACAAGUUCCAUAUCGACAAUCAAAAUUGACACAUUUAUUCAAAAAUUAUCUUGAAGGAAAUGGUAAAAUUCGAAUGGUUAUUUGUGUUAAUCCAAAACCAGAUGAUUAUGAUGAAAAUUUGAGCGCACUUGCAUUUGCUGAAGAAUCGCAAAAAGUCGAAGUCAAAAUUCAAGCGGAACGUGUUCAAACUGAUCGAAUUCCACAUGCAUUUUAUACACAAUGGAAUAGCGAAUUGGAAAAAGUAUCAAUGGAUAAUUUGUGUCGAAGUGAAACACCGUGUGCACCACCAUUAUAUUUAAGAGAUUAUAAUGAUACAAAUGGAGUUGAAGCAAUUCGAAGAUAUGUCACACAAUUGUCGAAUAUGACGGAUGGUGAAAAUUGUGAGUGAAAAUGAGAAGGGUUUUGAGGUUUGGAAAUAUAAUUUUAUUUUUUUCAGCAACUUCCAAAUUGUUAUCCACACUUCGCCAAUAUAUGAUGGAAGCUGAUCAUUUGAGAAUUGAAGUUGGAAAAUUCAAGGACACACUUGAUGCUAAAGAUCAGGAAAUUACAAAACUUCGAGGAUUUUGCUCAAAAUACAAGGUAUGUUUAUGGUAUUAAUUCUGGGACCUAUGAACUUGCUUUUGACUUUUUCGAAAUAGUUUAAUUUUUUGUGAAUAUGAUCAUUUCGAGAAAUGUUUCCAAAUCCUGCCCUGCUUUACACAUAUAAAACCUGUUCAUUUUUCAGCGUGAAAAAGAAUCGCUCAAAGAACGCAUUUUGAUGUAUGAGAAAAACGAUGAAGAAAAUCAAAUGGCGAUGGAAAAACUUCGCGAGCAAAAAUUGGAAGAUCAAAAAGUGAUAAAGUCGCAGAAAAAGGCGAUGAAAAUGGUUCAAGGAAUUGUGGAGAAUCCAUCACCAUCUGUUGCCACUUUGAGAUCGAAAUUCCAAGAUCAAGAAAAUUAUCCAAGUGCGCCACUUCAAACUCCUCCACCGCCGUAUCAAACACCUGGACGACAAGCUUUUAGAUCCGCAAAGAGAAAUGAGACCACGUCGAGCUCGGGGAUCUCGAGUACUCCUGGAAACCAAGGAUAUUUGAAUCCCAAAUAUCAACGAAGAUCAAAAUCCGCCUCCAGAUUAUUGGAUCAUCAACCGACUCAUCGGGUUCCGAUGGGAACAGUUUUUCAAACCAAAACUCCUACGAACGCCAUAAAAACGACUCGACCGGAAUUAAAGCAAUUGAAUAAAUCUGGUGAAUAUCGUCUAACUCACCAGGAAGUCGAUGAAGAUGGAAACAUUUCGACCAAUGUCGUGAAGGUUGGUUGAAUUUUGGGUGGUUUUUUUGGAAUGGCAUGUUUUAUUUUGAAAAUUUUGAUAUUUAUGAGUUUGAUUCGACGUGGCAAAUUUUUCAAUUUUUAAAGUUAUUUUAAGUUAUGACGUGGAAAAUCUGGCGAUCUACCUUUCAAAUAAAAUGCCGAUCGAAGUAAAAAUUUCAAAAGUCACAAAGUCUUGCAAGAUUCUGAAAAUUUUUUUUUAAUUCCACAAAUUCAUUUUUUGGCAAAUUCCCACGUCAUAGCUUAUUUUGAUUGAUUUGAAUUUAUGACACCGAAUUCCCAAACUUGAAUGUCAAAAUUUUCCAAUUUUUACUAACAUUUUGCACGUUGCACGUUAAUCAGUAUUUUAGAAAGCACUUUUGUUAACUCAAAAUUUGGAUGGAGAAAAAGAAGAAAAAGGAGAAGAAGAUGUCAGUUUAUUAGUCGAAAGACUUAUUGAGUAAAAUAGGUUUGAUUUUUUGUUCGUUUUCCAUUUCUCACCUUGUCUGUUUCUGCAUGUUUUUUGUGUCACAGUCACACCAUUCUUUUUCCACCCUGAACUCUAUUUUUAACUCAACAAUCUUUAUUUUUCAGGGUGAUGUAAUUCCAACUGCCGGCGGAGGAACUUCAGUGUUAUUUAAUGACAUUGAAAAAUUAUCACACGAAUCUCCUGCUCAAAAAUAG